UAACAGGAAAGAAAACAUGUAGAGAAGCGUAAAAGAAAAAUCAUCACAAACCUUCAAGUCUUGCGCGUCCGCCAUUUUAGACCCAAUACUUUUUUCUUUUACCGGAAGUGCCUCGUUCUGGAGAUUAGUGCAAGGGCAAGAUGGCGACCGUCAGAGUUUUGAAACUAGGCGGGUGUUUUAACCGCCUUGCAUUAUCAACAAGAAGGUCGCCACUACUUAGUCAAUGUAGACUUUUAAUGCAAAAGAGUGAAGAACAGAAAAGAGAUAAUUUAAGUUUGGUGCCUUCUUGCCAGCAAAGUACAGUUCCGGCACCGGCACCAGCAAAACGUCAGACUGUAUCUCCCUUUCAGAACCCCGUUGAUAAAGUUGACUAUGUCCUUGCUAGAUUAGACGAUCUUUUGAAUUGGGGCCGAAAAUGUUCAUUGUGGCCUUUGACAUUUGGUUUGGCAUGUUGUGCUGUGGAGAUGAUGCAUAUAGCUGCCCCAAGAUAUGACAUGGAUCGUUUUGGAGUAGUUUUUCGAGCCAGUCCUCGUCAAGCAGAUGUGAUUAUAGUUGCUGGUACUCUCACAAAUAAAAUGGCUCCUGCCCUCAGAAAAGUUUACGAUCAGAUGCCAGAACCUCGCUGGGUAAUAUCAAUGGGGAGUUGUGCUAAUGGAGGUGGUUACUACCACUAUUCAUAUGCUGUUGUCCGUGGAUGUGAUCGAGUGAUACCUGUUGAUAUAUAUGUUCCAGGGUGUCCUCCAACGGCCGAAGCACUUCUCUAUGGUGUACUCCAACUUCAGAAAAAGAUAAAGCGAAUGAAUACAUUACAAAUGUGGUACAGAAAAUAGUGCAUUUGAUUAGAUUUUUUAUAGUUUUUUUUUUUUGUUUUUGUUUUUUUCAUCAUAGAUCUUGUUUUUGAGUAUUUAUUAUACUUUGACACAU
Molecule: messenger RNA, 924 nt
Organism: Octopus sinensis (East Asian common octopus)
Lineage: Eukaryota; Metazoa; Mollusca; Cephalopoda; Octopoda; Octopodidae
Product: NADH-quinone oxidoreductase subunit B 2
Exons: 6
Coding region: 141-830 (229 amino acids)
Biological process (GO): aerobic respiration; mitochondrial respiratory chain complex I assembly; electron transport coupled proton transport
Molecular function (GO): NADH dehydrogenase (ubiquinone) activity; 4 iron, 4 sulfur cluster binding; quinone binding
Source: RefSeq, a predicted model, not a curated record